Anastrepha ludens (Mexican fruit fly) is the source of this 8079-nucleotide messenger RNA. RefSeq names its product dystrophin, isoforms A/C/F/G/H-like. Bases 46 to 8079 code for a protein of 2677 amino acids. Gene Ontology annotation, biological process: synaptic signaling. The transcript has 22 exons. Gene Ontology annotation, molecular function: protein binding. NCBI's taxonomy places the organism in Eukaryota, Metazoa, Arthropoda, Insecta, Diptera, Tephritidae. Gene Ontology annotation, cellular component: plasma membrane. The record is from RefSeq and is a predicted model, not a curated record.
CCUCGAGUUCCAAUAACAAAACAAAAAAAAAAGCAACAAUUAAAAAUGGAAUGGCAUGAGGCUUGCGACUAUGAAAUCAUUUGUGAACAGUCAUACGAGGCCCAACCUAUUCAAUUACAGGGAUAUGAUGAAUUUCGCAUCAGAUUUAUGGAUGAACGCCAGGACAUACAAAAGAAGACCUUUACAAAAUGGAUUAACUCACAUUUGUUGAAAACCCAGUGCACACCAGUGAUCGACUUGUUUGAAGAUUUGCGCGAUGGUCAUCGAUUGUUGGCGUUGCUUAGUAUACUCACCCAAUCACAGUUGAAACCGGAAAGGGGUCGCAUGCGCGUACAUCACAUCAACAACAUCAACAAAGUUAUCCAAGUGAUACAAGAACAUGGCGUCAAAUUAGUGAAUAUAUCCAGUGAUGACAUAGUCGCUGGUAAUCCGAAAUUGACACUGGGCCUGAUCUGGCUCAUUGCGCUCGAGUUUAAUGGUCAAAAUCUAGUCAAGAGCCAGUCUAGCAAUGGUGUUGAGAAAUCCCUCCUUGCAUGGGCGUGCCAAUUCGUCGAACCGUAUGGCGUGCAGCUGCACGACUUCUCCACUAGUUGGGCGGAUGGACGUGCUUUUCUCAUCAUACUCAAUGCGCAUCUCGACGAUAUUGAUUUGAGUGCAGCGCUUACGAAACAUCCAUUGGCGCGACUAAAGACCGCCUUCGAUUUGGCGCAUAAGUACUUUAAGAUAGAGAAACUGCUCGAUCCUGAGGAUGUGCACACACACAAACCCGACAAUAAAUCCAUACAAAUGUAUGUGAUGUGCUUGUAUCACGCAAUGGAAUCGCGACGCAAUCGCGAACGCAGUGACAGCGCCGGCGAGGCAGUGCUGUUCGAUGAGAAGGCACAGGAAGCGUUGCCACCGCGCCCGCACACAAACAUCACAGACCUCGAUGAAGUGCCAUUGGAUAGCGCCGAAGAGGUAUACUCGGAUAUGAGCAGCAGACCGGUAAGCGGCUCGGAUGCGGUGAAGUCGCUUAAGUAUAGCACUGAUACAAUGCGCAGCAUCAUGGAUAUCGGCAUGGAUGAGAGCAAACCGUUGGAUUACUUACGCAUGACGCACGACAAAUCUCGACCCAUUAGCACAGCGACAAAUGCGUCGAUUGAGAUCACUAGCUAUCAGGCGGCGUUGGAGGCGGUGCUUACACUGCUGCUAGAAGAUGAACAAGUACUCUCACGCGAGCUGCUCGAACCAAUUGAUUUUCAGAGCGCCAAAUUACAGUUUCACGAGAAUGAAAAUUUCAUGCUGAAACUCACCGAACACCAACAGUAUGUGGGUGAAGCCCUUGAAGAAGGUUCGAAUUUGAUCAAUGAAUCUCAGAAGACCUCGGGACUUACCACGGAUGAUCAGAAUGAAAUACGCCAGCAAAUGGUGCUGCUGAAUGAACGUUGGGAGACCUUACGUCUGCAGGCGCUCGAUGUGCAGGCAAAGAUACUCGCUCGUCUGGCUGAAUUUCAGUCGCAGCAGAUCGAGAAACUGCGGCUCUUUCUCACCAAUGUCGAAGAUCGCAUAUCUCACAUGACGGACAUUGGUCCAAGCUUGCCUUCAGUGCAGCAACAGAUUGCCGAGGCGCGACAACUCAAAGAAGAUUUGUGCAAUCAGCAAACGCUGGUAGAUAGCCUUAGCAAUAUGGUGGUGAUAGUGAAUGAUGAAUCUGGCAAUUUCAACGAUCUGGAAGAUAAGUUGUCUGCACUUGGUGAACGCUGGUCGCAUGUCUCCAAGUGGGGCGACUUGCGCAUGGAGAAGCUACAACAAUACAAAUGCAUCUAUCGCUGGCUAGACACGCGCGAACAAGAUCUGAAGGCGAUGGAGAGCAAAGAUGUUACCGAUCUGGGCGGCAUUACGAAGCGCAUGAAUGACCUGAACUAUUGCGCUAAAGACCUUCUUGAAUUGGAGCGCUACCUCAUUGAUUUGAGACAGAUGGUGGCAGCUUCACUGCAGGAGGGCGAUGAUCAGGGUGAACGUGUAUUGAUGCAGUUGGAAAGUUUUGAAGAUCGUUUGGAUGCAUUAAAACAGAUCGUUGAAGUACAAACUGACCGCAUCGAAGCGAAAGGCUUCAAGUUCGGACGCGAUCGUGCAUCCUACGAUGAUAGUCGCGUGGUGCGACCUGACGGUUGGGUGGAUUUCCAACUGCUCAUCAAAUUUGGUGAAGAAAGUGAAGAGUUGAAUGAGGAAGAUAUUACAGAAGUGCAAGAGUCACAAGACACCACAUACCAAGAAGCAUCACCAGAGGGUAAUAAAAAACGCAAGUUGCGUAGCUCAGAUAAUUUUUAUUUGCUCACCGGCCGCAUAAUGGAGGCAAUCAACUUUCUUGAUGACUGUGAAGACCGUUUGCAUAAUAUACAUCGCCAGAGUUUACGGAACCAAAGCGAAAUUUUGAUCGCGCUCGAGAAAGAAGUUGCAAAACAUGCACCAUUAACCAGCGAGCUGAAGCAACUCUAUGAAGAGUGUGAACAGGAAAAUAUGAAACGCAAUUUAAUUAUGGAGGCCACGCAGAUUAAGCAGAUUGAUGAACGUUUUACCAAGCUCAUUAAGCGUAUAGUCGAACAGAAAUCUGAAACAUCACAAAUAAUAGCCAAGGAAAAGUUCUAUAACAGCUUGACAGGUUUCAAGCUGGUGUUGGCCGAUUCGCGCGACUGGUAUAAGCAGCACUCACAGUCGGCAAGUAAAGCCGAUUUGGAACAACGCUUGAGCCACAUGGAUUCGCUGUCUGGCGAGAUCGCCGAUGCAAAAGAGAUCACGGCAACGCUCAGUGAUGAGCUGCAUGAAUGGAAGCAGGACUUCAACAUUUUCUAUGAAAGUUGGAAUGAUAUGAAGCGCGCAAUAAUCACACUCAUACAAGACAAGGGUGGACUAGAUGAAGUCACUCAGCGUCAGCAAUGUUUAGAAGACUUUAUGGUGAAAGUAGCCAGCGUCAAAGUGGUCGUCACAGAUCUUGCGCACAUGCAGCAACAGCAAAAGCAACUGAAUGAGCUCGUCGAGGAGCUAGAACAGUUGAGAGCGGACUAUGAGUAUGUCUGCGAACGACGGCCCGAUACUGCAGCCACUGAGUUUGUAGAGAAUUGGGCGAAAAUACCAGAGCAACUGAGUGAGCGAGUUAUCAAACAGACGACGGCGAUUGAAAAUCUCAAUCACUUCAAUGCCGAGUAUAAUGCCAUACUGAAUGUGUUGCGUAAGCUGGAGGCGAAAUUCAUGCGUGACGAUGCCGACAACACAGAUCAGUCUUUACUUAACUGCCAGCCAGCGGUUGGUGACAGUAAUCGGCUGAAUAUGGAGCUGCGCAAGAUCGAAAUUGACGUGAUUAGUGCUCGAAACUUUAGCGAAAUACUCAUCAAGGAUGCGGAGCCGGCACAUCGUGACCACCUGCUCGCACAAAUUAAGGAACUGAAUGAGUUCUUUACAAAGGUGCAGGAGUUGCACAAAGGGCAGGCAUUGAAACGUACGCAAGUGCUCGACAAAGCUGAAGAAGUCUUCAAGAGACUGGCAAAAACAGAAAUAUGGUUAAAUGAGCUUGAGAAAAAUACGCCGAAGACAAAUAUCUCUGAGAUCAACAACUCCAAUGAGCUGUUUCAAAUAAAGAGUAGAUUUCAAACACUCAAGGAAACCUGUGAACGCGAAUCUGUGGGCUUUCGCGAGCUAAAUGAAGUUGGUGGCGAGCUGCUACUACAAAUGGAUGAACUCAAAACAACGGGCGAGGAAGUGGACAGCAAAUAUGCGCAGCUGCCGAAGAAGUUUACGCGCUUGAGCGCACGUUGGACCGAGGUCACUUCGCUGGUGUACGCAAAGACAGCAUUGUUGGAGCACAUUUCUACACAGCUGGGUGAAUUCAAGAAAUUUAUGGUCUCCGAGUCUGGAUACCUGGAUCGAUUGGAGAAUAAAAUAGGCAGCACGCCGGAGAACGCGGAUGCAGAGGAGAUCAUUGAAGAGUUGGAUGAUCUCGAGAACGUACUGCGUGCACAUUCUGAAGAGUGGUUGGAGAAAAUUCAAGAAAUUGGCAAUGAGCUAAUUGAAGAUGAAUUUAUGGCGAAUUCGAUACGCGCCGAAAUCGAUGGUAUUGUCGAGCGUUGGAUGCAACUACAGCAGCGCGCUAAGCAACGCACUGAAAUACUGGAGAAAGAGGUAAGCGAGGCUGAGCAAUCCGAGAAGUGCAUUGUGCAAUUUGAGGCGUGGCUAACGCGCGUCGAUGAGAUACUCACAGAACAUCUGGAGAAUGAUGUGACCAUUGAGGAUCUGCCGGAUGAUUUCCAACGCUUGGUUAAAGAGUUCGAAUCGAAAAAGCAGUGCUUCCAAGAAAUUGAUGAACUUAUUUCUGAACACACACGUAAUGGCAAGAUUGAAGCCGCCAACCGGCUACAAGAGAAGCUAAAUUUAAUGGAGUUGCGUUUCAAGUCGUGUCAACUAAAGCUAAAUAAGUGCACAGCGCCCCAACCGGCAUACGAGUCACGCUUGAAUCGAGCAGUGGCUGAGCUGCGUGCGGUCGAACAUUCCACAUUGGUACUAGAUGUGGCCUCGGCGGGACCUAGUACUGUGCAGGCGCAGUAUCAGAAAUGUGUGCAAAUCUACCGCACACUUUCUGAGAUCAAGCCGGAGAUCGAGAGCACCAUCAAAACUGGCCGCAAAGUGUGUGAGGACAAAUUCACGCGUUCGCCUAAACAACUCAGUCAACGCAUCGACGCACUAAAACAUCUCUACAAUGCGCUCGGCGAGAAUGUUACGCAAUCUAAAGUGUUUCUGGAAACGUUGCUGAAAUUAGCACACCAACUGGACGAAUACUUCGAUCUGGCCGAUCAGCUGAUAAGGCGUUUCGAAUCACUGCAAGAGAUGCAAGAUCGCAAUUCGGGUUUCUUGGAAUACGAAGAUCUACUACAGCGUUGUGAAGAAUUGUAUGAGGAAUACAGCAAAUCCUGUGAUCAAUCGUGCAUGGAGGAUACACGUCAAAAGAUUGAUGAACUGAAAACGAUCUACAUGAAAUUAACUAGCGCAGAUGUGAUCAAACGUUUAACCGAAAUGAAGUCCACAUUACAGAAUUUGGACAACAUAUCACCAGAGACGUUGAAAGCGAUGGAGCAUGAGUUGAAACAGAUAAAUACGCCAUCGAAUCCGGAUAUAGAGAAGCUGCAACAGCAAGUAAUCGCAAUUGUAGUGGACGCUUUAAAAACGCGUUGCAAUGAAAAUUCUGAGUUGGCAACACAGCUACCGAAGCCACCAACAUCUACUUCUCCUGCGUGCAAUGCUGUUGAAAACGCCAAUUCCGAUGUAGAAAUUGUUGUUGUAAGUGAUACUGUACGUCAACGGCGCGCACGCACACCCAGCGCAAAUGAUUCACCGAACGCUGGCGAUACACCGACAAAGUCUGAUAAAACUCAGACCGCUCAAUCACAAGCACAGCAGUUGCCCCAAACAUGUGAAUCACAAUCGCCCACAGGCGAGCAGGCGAUUGUCACACAAGUGUUGCCCGAUGUCUUGCCACCACAAACAUUUCGCUUAGCUGAGUUCAGCACUCUAUUCUCACACAUAUCCACAUCUACGCCCAUUGAAAUUUCAGACACCGUACCCGCGAAGCCACCGAAGCGUAAAAGUCGCAAGGGCGAACAGCACGCCAAAGUGGUAGAGAUACGUGAACGUAAUUUGCCACAUGACAAAAUGUCUGUGCAAAAUAUCGAAUUUGAGCCGCAAGUUGGCGAGAUUGUCGACACUGUAAAUAUUUUGGAGAGUGUGGAACCAUUCGUGCCGGAAUACGUGGAGACGGUUCAAAUUGUUGAUCUAUCUGAAGACUCGGAUUCAUCGAUGCGCUUUGAUGCCGAUGGCAAAGAGAUUCAGCGCAGCAAAAGCAAACGCUCGCUCUGUGAAUCACCUAAGCCGCAGGCACCACUCUCACCCCUGCCAGACGAUGUGGAGAUGCGUGCCGCUCAGCCAAUUAACACAAGCACCCCUUUCUUGCGUGUGGAAAAGCAACGUAUCUCAUUUGAUGAGAAACGUAAACGCAUCGAGAGUGAGCGUGACAUAUUAAGAGAUUCAGAAGAGGAUGAAGAGGAGCGUCCUACGAAAAAUGUCGAAAUUUCUAAUGGGAAAGAAUCUACGCCAAAACAGCCGAAACGGUGGCGUCAACUGACACUCACGUUGGACGAAGAACAGUCGCCUAAAAAGGCCAAGGCUAGGGAUGGUUCGGAGCAGCUUAAGCAGUUUGAAGGGCAGUGUUCAGUGGAGUCGCCAGUUCGCGACAGCUUUUAUGGUGCAGAUAAAGAGGCAAGUUACGACUUGGAACCAUUGGUUUUUUCUGACGAUGAAGAUAUACCGAGAUUCUCACUAGAAAUGACACCAACAUUUGAUUCCGAUAGUGAUACGAGCCGCAUUGAGACGCCCGGCGCUAAGAAACCAAAUUUAUUAGAUAACAAAAUUUUACCUUCUUCACCAUCUAUCGAUGAUUCGAAUAUUACUUUAAAAAGUCCCUAUUCUGAGAACUCGUUGAGUUUCAGAGAUAAUGCGCCGUUGGAUCAACGCGUUCAAAGUUUCGAUAAAAUGGCUAAGUACAUGAUACGCAAGAUGGAGGCGACCAAAGAGAAAAUUGAAAAGUCUGAUGAGGGCGAAGCCGCCAUUGAGGACCUGAAGCUGUUGAUUGCACCAGACGCUGCCACGUUGAUUUCACAAGGAGACUCUUUAGUGUUAGAGACACACGGCAAACAGGGAAAUCUUUCCCGUUUGGUUAUGAAAACCCAGAUAAUACUCCGUGAAAAAUUCCGUGAAGUACAGCAGGCCAAAUCGAAAGUGCCUGGCGUCCCACAACUCACGGAUGACAACAAAACACCCUGUCCACAUUCCACUCUCGAAAAGCUGAAUAUCAAUUUGGAAGAGCUCAUCACAAAGGGUCUCAAGCGAAUAAACGAUCUAAUUGAGAAGCCGUACGAAAAGAAAUCUAUUGAGACAAUAGAGCGCCGCCUGGAGGAAAUUAGCGAUCGGCGGGACGAUUUGAAGUUGAUUGUAAAUAAAAUUGGCAAAAGUGAAGAGAAACCAAAGGUUACCGCUACCAUGAUGAGUGAAAUUGAAAAGUCCAAAAACAAUCUGCAAUCACAUGCCGAUGCUGUGGAGCUCUCGCUGACCGAAUUGAAACAGAUGAAUAAACUGUCAGCACGAAAUGGCGAUGAUGAUAAAGAUUAUAACAACGAACCAAGCGGCAACGGCGCACUGGCCGGUAGUUUUGAUAAAUCUGUACUUCAAAUAUCAGAUUGGCUGACGUGGGAGCAAAAUAUGAUAAAAAUACAAAGUGUGGUCGUCGACGAUGUGGAUGCGGUGCGCAUGGCCAUCGAGAAGCAAGAGAAAGUUUUACGUGAAUUGAAAAUGAAAAAGCCACAACUCAAUGAAUUGGUUCACACAGCGGAGGUACUUAAGGGCGAUGUUAAGCGGCAACAGUUGCAGGAAAAAGCCUUAAAGCAAUUUUCCCUAGCGCCUCAUUGCGCUGCCGAUUUGGAUUACAUGCGUUGUUGUUUGAAAGUUACCCGUUUACGCGAACACUGGGAUGAGACUUCACAGUGUGUGCUGCAACGCGCUGCCCAAUUGAAAAAUAUGCUCAGCGACUCACAGCGUUAUGAAACUAAGCGUUUGGAGUUGGAAAAAUGGCUGGCACGCAUGGAGGCACGCGCUGAACGUAUGGGCAGCGUAGCCACUACCGCUGAUGUUCUGGAAGCGCAGCAGAAGGAGCAAAAGUCUUUCCACGCCGAGCUGCAUCAGAAUAAACAACAAUUUGAACUUUUUAAUGCCUUGACGCAAAAGUUGAUUGCCGUUUAUCCUUCGGAUGAUACUACGCGCAUCAAAAAGAUGACAGAGGCUAUCAAUCAAAGAUAUUCAAAUUUAAAUAAUGGCGUCAUCAAUCGUGGCAAGCAACUUCAUGCCGCCGUACACAGUCUUCAGUCGUUCGACCGCGCUAUGGAUCAAUUUCUCGCAUUUCUCUCCGAAUCAGAAUCACUUUGUGAGAGCGCCGAAGCUGAAAUCGAUCGCAAUCCACUCAUGUUCAAGAAGAAAAAAUUGUGUGCUACCUUCACUAUGUAA